CCCGCCAUGGCCGCCCACCUGGAGCCCUUGCCGGCCGCGGAGCUGGAGGCGGAGGACGACGAGGAGCAGUGGCUCUACGGAGAUGACAAUGGAAAGGCAGAAGAUGGACCAAUAUCUGGACACAACGAAUCUCAUCCAUUGCAAGACAUUCCUAAGGAGACCAGGAUUGUUAUCAGUGAAGACCAAGAACUGUUGCAGCAGCUCAUCCCAAGUGGGGAAGAUGAGGAGGAGGAGAGCGACAGUGAUGAUGAUGACAUUCGAGUCACGAUUGGCAAUAUCAAGACAGGAGCCCCACCUUAUAUGGGGACUCCAAUGAACCUGAAUCUAAAAACGGGUCGAGGCUACGGAGCACCAGCCUCAGCCAAGUCGCAGCCUAAAGGUAUUGAUUUAGAGGCUUCGGGGAAUGUUAACGGCUUGCCAGUAAUCGAGGUGGAUUUAGAAUCGUUUGAAGACAAACCAUGGAGGAAACCAGGGGCCGACCUUUCCGAUUAUUUCAAUUAUGGGUUCAACGAGGAAACGUGGAAAGCCUAUUGUGAAAAGCAGCGCCGGCUUCAGCUUGGCCUGGAGCCUUCGGUCCCCAUCUGCACCGAGAACAAGAUCACGGUUCAACAAGGAAGAAUCGGCAAUGCUGAGAAGGAACCUGAGAACAACAUCAUCAAGAUGGAUUUUAAAACUGAUUUUGUUGCCCUCGUUGGUGGAAGGAUAAAAGCCGGACCUCCUCCAAACAGGAAACUGGGCGGGACAAUCGACGUGAUUGGCGGACAGGCUGGCACCAUCCGGAGGGUGGAAGGAAGGCGGCGUGAUAAACAUGCCUCCGAAGAAAAUCCCAUUCAGGUGCUUGGAGACCAUGGGAGCAAAACUCAGCCUGCUCAGCCCCCUCAGCAACAGCCAUUUGUGCCCCCGGCAGGCCCACCUCCGGCACUAAGUGGGCCUCCGCCCCACUUUCUCCAUCCUCCUCCGCCACAAGUUGCCUCUGUCCCACCGCCUCUCCAUCCUCCAGGGCUGUUUCCUCCUCCUCCUCUGGCUCCUCCACCCGCUCUCUUGAUUCCAACCCUGGAUGGCCAGCCUGCCAGCUACAGCAACCGGCAGCCACCUCCCUUCGGCUACAACUCCACAGUGACGAUGACAGGUACCGUUAUUAUAGCCGGGAACGCAGUUACGAUUUUGAGCAUGACUACCGCAGGAGUAGAGAUCGCAGUCGUGAGCGAGAAGAUCGUCACCGGGAAAGGAGGCACAGAGAGAAAGAAGAGAGCAGCAAACAUAAAUCAUCACGGCGCAAGCAGCAUGAGAGUGAAGAAGGGGAAAGCCACCGUCGACACAAGCACAAAAAGAACAAGCGCAACAAAGAGGAGAAGGAAGCAAGUGAAGAUGGACUUGCAGAAGAAAAUGAACAGGACACCAAGGAGUAGCGAACCUGGACUCUGCCAGCCAAGGGUGGUGGCGCCUCUCCAGCCAAUGUUUCCAUUUGGGGUGAUCUUCUUCAUGGGAGAAUGCCUGAGACGACAGAGGUGCCCAAACAUGAACACAGGUUGAGUUGCCAACAUGGAAAGCCCAACUGCAGGACUUUGAGGAGAGGACCUAAUUCGCCACCCCUCUGGCCUUGAGGGGUUCUCUAUGCAGACCAGCCCCAUCGUGUCAGAUCCUAUGGCUUCUGAUGGGAGUCUGCUUCAGCCUUGAGAGGCUAGGACAAAUAUUGGGCAAUGAUUACAGUUUCCUUUUUUUAAAAGAAGCAGGACAGCCACUACGUGGAACUGAUUUGGUACAAGAAGAAACAAGUAUUGGGUCAUCCUCCAAGCCAGGCAAUCUGGCUCCUAUAAGCUUGUCCCAUUUCUCCUUUGCCCCUUAAUUGUAGCUUUGAACUUUGGACUUCAUUCAAGGCAAGCUUGGUGGGAAACCACAAUUCAGCCCCUGGAAGAGUUCUGCCCCAUGGAAUGUCCAUUUCUCCCUAGGCCUCUGGAGUCUUCCAGAUCAGAGAGUUGUACUAGGACCAGGUCGAGUGGGCUUUGUGGUGAAUUUCAACAGGGCCACUUUUUCAAAGUUGGCCUUAAGUAGUUUGACACAAGCUACUUACUGAUCAAGAGCCUCUUUUUUUACCUAAGCCAAGUUAAAAAUUGGCAAUUUAUCUCUAAGUCUCAGAGUCACUUUUCACAACUCUUAAAACACUAAAUGUAGAGACAUAGGAUUUGUGGUUUCCUUUGGAAAAGAAUACGCCAGAUUCUCUUAAGGCCAUUGCUCUUUUGCGCACAUCCAUCCUUGCAUUACCUUCCACCCAUGGGAAACGUUUAAAAACACUUCCA
Thamnophis sirtalis is the source of this 2297-nucleotide messenger RNA. The record is from RefSeq and is a predicted model, not a curated record. NCBI's taxonomy places the organism in Eukaryota, Metazoa, Chordata, Lepidosauria, Squamata, Natricidae.